Molecule: messenger RNA, 2575 nt
Organism: Acanthopagrus latus (yellowfin seabream)
Lineage: Eukaryota; Metazoa; Chordata; Actinopteri; Spariformes; Sparidae
Gene: eva1c
Product: eva-1 homolog C (C. elegans)
Exons: 8
Coding region: 592-1884 (430 amino acids)
Cellular component (GO): extracellular region
Molecular function (GO): carbohydrate binding; heparin binding
Source: RefSeq, a predicted model, not a curated record
AGGGGAGAAAGGAAGAGGAGGAACCCCACAGAAUGAAAGUAUUUUGCAGUAAUCCAAAAAGUAAACACGCGCCUCAUGUUUGGUGAUGGGGGGGGGGAGAGAAAACAGAAGGCUCCCUCCUGCCCGGCCGUGCGUCAUACCAUUGAGUGUGCGUCGCCCCCCUCUUCCCUUUAAAAUAGUUUUUAUCUGCCACGCCCACGCCAGAAUUCCCACUCAGCUGUUACUGUAAGACGCCUUUAGCCUCCCGCAUUGCAUUGAUCUCGCAGAUCCGUGCUGUCGGACGGCGCGGUGGGGGAAGUCGGGACUUGAGGCCACGCGUCGGGCUGAUCUCCGCUCGUCCGUCACUUUUUGGAGCAACUUGUUGCGCAGCUGCUAUUUGCUAACCUCCUCUCUGUGGGUGCUGCGGGUAGGCGCUCUCUUCUGCUCCAUCGGUGGUAUUUUUUUUUUUUUUUUUCUGUUUUAGAAAGGAGACACAUGGAUGAAGUCGAGGGGGGUGCUUUCUCCCGCCGACCUGCUCGCACGGGUUUUCACGGAGUCCCGCAGCCCGCGGUGAAUUUCCGAGCGUCUCUAAUAUGAUCUCAGAGACAGGGGAUGCGGACCGUCAGCCGUCUAGACUGGAGCCACAGCCUCUUCUACCUGACUCUGCUCCUGUGGACCAGACGUGUGAGUGGACUGGCUGAUUUCUCAAACUAUCUGUCCAGGAUCAUCACCAGUCACUCCGUUCGGGCGUGCGACGGGCACCCUCUGCGGCUCCACUGUCCGCGUCACUCCACCAUCUCCAUCCAGUCGGCCUUCUACGGGACGGGCGAGGCGACGCUGUGCGGGGCGGACCCUCCGCUCAGAGCCCACAACAACCACAGCUGCUCAGCUUUUACUGCCCUACAGAAGCUCCUGUCAGAGUGUCAGAGCUACAGAGACUGCCAGCUGCCUGUCAACCACCUGCUGUUCGGGAAGGACCCCUGCCCCGGCACCACCAAAUACCUCCACGUGGACUACAAGUGUAAACCAACUGAACACAAAAGACAUGUGGUGUGCGAUGGGGGGAUGAUGAUCCUGCGCUGCAAGCCCCCCAGGGUCCUGAACAUCUACGCAGCUGUCUAUGGUAGAAGCCUGGGCGAGAGUGGCACCUGCCCCUCGCACCUGACCAGACCACCCCCGUUCGAGUGUCUGAACCACGAGGCUGUGCACCUCGUGUCCAAGUCCUGCUACGGCAAACAGAAGUGCGCCGUUGCUGUCGGCAACCAGACCUUUAGGGACCCCUGCUUUCCAGGAACCAGGAAGUACCUCAGCGUGGUCUAUUCUUGUGUACCGCAGGCUUUAUUGAAAGAGGCAGACCCUCGCAUAUUCAGCUCCACCCCAUCUCCCACUGUGGACACAGAAAAAGAUGUGGAGGAGCCUCUCUCCAAAGGGUCCAAACGGCCGGUCAACUCAGGAGCCAUGAUGAGCAACUCUCUGCUGACCUACGCCUACAUCAGAGAGCACCCGGAGAUGGCGGCGCUGCUGUUCACCUCCAGCGUGUGCGUCGGCCUCCUGCUCACGCUGCUGGCCGUCUCGGUCCGGGUGACCUGCAGGUGGAGCCGGGUCAGCCGAGGCGACGGACGCGCACCCAAGUCACGCAGCCAGACUGUGAACCACCACCACCACCACCACCAACACCAGCAGGAGGAGGAGGAGGAGGAGGAGGAGGAGGAUGACGAGGAUGAAGAUGAUGGAGAGGAAACAGAAAGCUCUUUGAUCUCGGCAACAGAAAGGAAGGCGAUACAGGACUGGGAGGAAGUGACUUAUGUGAGCGAGGCCGCCGAGCGGGCGGAGAGGAUCGAGCGCAGAGAGAUGAUCAUCCAGGAGAUAUGGAUGAACGCCUAUCUGAACGGCAGCUCGUGUUAACAAAACUGGGACCUUAAGGAGCGUGUCCAGGAUUCUCAACAGCUGUUCCCAGCCUUGAAUUAUUCACAAAGCAAGAUGUUAUUGUUUUUUUUGUUUUUUUUACAUUUUAAAGCAGUUUAUUGUGUGUUUUGACAUUUUUAAGGAGCACUCAGUUUAUGAAGAAUGUCAUUUUAUUGGGUUAUACUGCAAUACUAGCCAGUUUUUAGGGGAUCAGCAGGGUUCAAAUGUGUAAAAUGGGCGGUCUUGUACAUUUUCUGUAAUUGUUUAAAUGUAUUUAUGCACAUUCUUCACCAAAUGAAGCUAGGGUUUCAGGUUGAAAUUCUGUUUACUGCCAUAAAAAAAAAAGGUAAAAUCUUUUUUUAACAGAAGUCACAUAGAUGCCACAUUGAUUCACAUCGAGUCAAUUGUUUUUAUGUCGCUCGAUACCAUUCAUUUGCCUCACAGGAUUUACAAUCCAUAUAUUAUACAAGACCCUUUAUCCUCAGACCGUUUGUUUUUGAUGAGGGAAACACCUGGAAGAAAAAACUUUGUCUGGGAAAAAUUGAAGAAACUGCAUCCCAGAAGAUCUCUCUUCCGGGAUGGACAGACAUGACUUGUGAGUCCCAAAUAAACCAACGACUAACUGAAAGUUAAGAAGAGUUGAGACAUCUAAGAUCAAGUCUAACCCAACCAAGUUCUUGACCUAGAAAAA